AUGGAGGGUCAUGAUACCACACGAGACAUCACUGGCUCGACCUCAGUCCUUCCGGUUAAGACGAACGAAUGGCAAGGGCUUCCUCAAGGAUUCAGAGAACAUAAUUCAUCUCUCGCAGAAGCGGAAUUCGACGAAGAUAUUGAUACACUCAUCGAAGAGCUGGAAUCACAGAAUGAUCACAUGGAGGAAGAACUAGAUGCAGCCGAAGAGUCGAACAGCUGUUGUCAUAUUCCUGUCGAGAUGUUACAGACCAACACGAGCACAGGCCUGACUGAUACAGAGGUGACUACACGAAGGAAAAAGUAUGGCUUGAAUCAAAUGAGAAAGGAGGAAAAGCAACACCCGAUAGUUAAAUUUCUUAUGUUCUUCGUCGGUCCUAUUCAAUUUGUGAUGGAAGCUGCUGCAGUUCUAGCAGCUGGUCUCCGGGACUGGGUCGACCUAGGUGUUAUCUGUGGGUUGUUACUGCUGAAUGCCGUUGUCGGCUUCGUGCAAGAGUAUCAAGCUGGCUCGAUCGUCGACGAACUCAAGAAAACUCUGGCUUUGAAGGCGACGGUAUUGAGGAAUGGAGAGCUACUAGAAGUCGCGGCGUCGGAAGUUGUUCCAGGCGAUAUCAUACAUAUAGAAGAGGGUACCAUUGUCCCAGCUGAUGGUAAAAUCCUGACUGAAGGGGCCUUCUUACAAAUCGACCAAUCUUCAAUCACUGGAGAAUCAUUUGCUGUUGACAAAUAUGUCGGGGAUACAUGUUAUGCUUCUUCUGCUGUCAAGCGUGGUGAAACCUUCUUGAUCAUUACGGCCACUGGAGAUAGCACGUUUGUAGGCCGUGCCGCUGCGCUGGUUAACUCUGCCUCUUCGGGCAGUGGCCACUUUACAGAAGUGCUAAAUGGAAUUGGUGGGACACUCCUUGCAUCUGUUAUUUGGACUAUUAUGUCAGUUUGGGUCGCUUCCUUCUUCAGAUCAGUUGAGAUUGUAAGAAUUCUUGAGUUCACCCUUGGGAUCACAAUCAUCGGUGUUCCUGUCGGUCUUCCUGCAGUCGUUACUACCACAAUGGCAGUCGGGGCUGCAUACUUGGCAAAGAGGAAGGCCAUUGUACAGAAACUUUCGGCUAUCGAAUCGCUUGCAGGGGUCGAGAUACUCUGCUCGGACAAGACGGGAACUUUAACAAAGAACAAGCUGUCCUUGGAAGAACCGUAUACUGUCCCUGGUAUCGACCGGGAGGAACUCAUGCUGGCAGCCUGUUUAGCGGCUGGUCGAAAAAAGAAGGGAAUCGAUGCCAUUGACAAGGCAUUUUUGAAAAGCCUCCACCAAUAUCCCUACGCUAAGGACCUUUUGCCUCGAUACCGUGUAUUACAAUUCCAUCCAUUUGAUUCUGUCUCCAAGAAGGUCACUGCGGUUGUCGAGUCUCCUGAAGGUUAUCGGAUCACCUGUGUCAAAGGCGCGCCUCUAUUCGUCCUGAAGACAGUCGAGGAAGAUCAUCCCGUUCCGGAAGCCAUAGAUUCUGCAUAUAAGAGCAAGGUUGCUGAGUUUGCUGCACGCGGUUUUCGUUCUCUGGGAAUCGCUCGAAAGUUCGAAGGCCACCCUUGGGAAAUACUUGGUAUCAUGCCCUGUUCGGACCCUCCUCGAUAUGAUACAUUUAAGACCAUCAGUGAAGCCAAAACUCUUGGUCUUUCGAUUAAAAUGUUGACAGGUGACGCAGUGGGCAUUGCGCGUGAAACCUCAAGACAACUCGGCUUAGGAACUAAUGUCUACAAUGCAGAAAAGCUGGGUCUCUGUGGUGGCGGAGAUAUGCCUGGCUCUGAGGUCUACGACUUUGUCGAAGCGGCUGAUGGGUUUGCUGAAGUCUUCCCACAACACAAGUAUGCAGUUGUUGAUAUCUUACAAAAGAGAGGCUAUCUUGUUGCCAUGACAGGUGACGGUGUCAAUGAUGCGCCAUCUUUGAAGAAAGCAGACACGGGAAUUGCAGUGGAAGGGUCAUCAGAUGCUGCUCGUUCGGCUGCGGAUAUCGUCUUCCUCGCCCCUGGCCUAUCAGCAAUCAUUGAUGCAUUGAAGAUCUCACGUCAGAUCUUCCAUCGCAUGUACGCGUACGUGGUCUAUCGAAUUGCCUUGUCGCUGCAUCUUGAAUUCUUCCUUGGUGCUUGGAUUGCCAUUUACAACGACAGUCUCAACCUUCAGUUGAUUGUCUUCAUUGCCAUUUUUGCGGAUAUUGCGACACUAGCAAUCGCGUAUGACAAUGCGCCUUAUUCAAGAACCCCAGUUAAAUGGAACCUACCAAGGCUGUGGGGAAUGUCUAUCAUUCUUGGGCUAGUUUUGUUUGCUGGAACGUGGAUCACAUUGAGCACAAUGCUUAUUGGAGGAGAGAAGGGAGGCAUCAUUCAGGGGCAUGGUGAACGUGAUUCUAUCUUGUUUCUCGAAAUUGCUUUGACGGAAAAUUGGUUAAUCUUCAUUACACGGGCAAAUGGGCCUUUCUGGUCGUCGCUGCCAUCUUGGCAACUGAUUCUGGCGGUAUUAUUUGUUGACAUCAUUGCCACCCUCUUCUGUCUAUAUGGUUUAUUUGUGGCUGCACCAACAUCGAUACUCUCUGUGGUUCGCGUAUGGGUGUUUUCUUUUGGCGUUUUUUGCGUGAUGGGUGGCGUUUUCUAUAUUCUUCAAGGCUCUACUGGCUUUGACAAUUUGAUGCAUGGGAGAAGCCCGCGAACAAGUCCAAGGCAACGGUCUUUGGAAGACUUCGUUGUUUCGUUGCAACGAGUCUCGACCAUACACGAGAAGAAUCCAUGA
Messenger RNA from Talaromyces stipitatus ATCC 10500, 2772 nucleotides. RefSeq names its product P-type ATPase, putative. NCBI's taxonomy places the organism in Eukaryota, Fungi, Ascomycota, Eurotiomycetes, Eurotiales, Trichocomaceae. Gene Ontology annotation, cellular component: plasma membrane. Gene Ontology annotation, biological process: regulation of intracellular pH; proton export across plasma membrane. The record is from RefSeq and is a predicted model, not a curated record. Gene Ontology annotation, molecular function: ATP binding; P-type proton-exporting transporter activity; ATP hydrolysis activity. Bases 1 to 2772 code for a protein of 923 amino acids. The transcript has 4 exons.